This is a messenger RNA of Vitrella brassicaformis, 888 nucleotides long. The record is from the annotation of a GenBank genome assembly. NCBI's taxonomy places the organism in Eukaryota, Vitrellaceae.
GAUUGAGCUCGCAGUGACCGUCCCACCAGCUCCUCCCUUCCCCCCCGCCUUGCUUGCAUCCUCCCUUGCGGCAGUAGAUCUGAUCAGAUCACCUGACAGCAUGAUGAAGGUGGUGCUUGCCCUGGCCCUGGCAGUGAGUGCCACUGCGCAGCAGGUGGACACUCUCGAGGACCUGCUGUCCGCCGCCGAGGCCUUCCAGGCCCUCAGCGCCCUCCCCACCCUCUCCCAGCGACCUGUCUCCCCCUACCGCCGCGCAUCAUCCCCGCAGAUGCUCGGCAACUUCCUCCAGAACCUCACACCCAAGCAGACCAGCCAGUCGCCCCCAGCCGGUGGCCAGGCGGCUGCUGCAUCUCCCGUCAAGAGGGCACCCGCUUCACCAGCAGUGAGGAAGGCCGUCUCGUCGGCACCCCCCGGCAGCGGCGGCAAGUACAGCCAGAAGUAUGAGAUGCAGCGCAAGGGCAUGUACGUGCCGCGGGGUCUGACGGCCGACCAGUACCAGCAGGCGUUGCGCGCCGACGAGGAGAAGAGGGCGGGUCAGAAGAAGUUCUGGGAGGGCCGACGGGGCAAGUUCGAGACGCUCGCCGACUGGCAGAAGGAGAAGGAGGAGAAAUUCCCCAACCAACCCAAGUAAGUCAAGUCGGGGUGGGGUGGCCACGCAUACACAAACACACACAACAAACACACAUAACAUACACCGCUGGAGCUGGGCUGUAUGUGUGUGUGCAGGGCCGGUUACUCGUUCGUCAAGCUCACCUACGGCAAGAAGUGAGUGAUCUGGACAGCCGGCGGAACGGAGUGGAGUCAGGCUGGCAGAUGGACAGACAGACAGACAGACAGACAGACAGACAAGCGUGUCUGCAUGCGUGUGGGUGUGUGAGUGACUGCGGG